AUGAUCAAGGAACUGUACCAGCCGACGGAACCGAAGUCCCAUCGACCGAGCUACGCCAACCAGGCGGUUCUGCUUAGUAGCGCCAAGUGGGAGCAGAUGUGGAAGAAGGUCACCAAUCCGACCGACAAGGAGACGGAGGUGCUCUGCCAGCAGGAGCGCGAGUUUCGCGAGUAUCUGAAGAACGGCUCGAAGAAGAUGACCAGCACCUGGGAGAACACGGUGCAGAACAUCCGCGACAAGAAGGAGGCGGAACGGUUGCGCCGCGAUAAGGCCAAGGUGGAGGAAGAUCAACGCUAUUAUCGGGAGCUGAAAGCGGCGGACGAGAUCAAGCGUAAGGAACUGAUUCAGAAGGCGGAGGAUCUCAUCCAGAAGGACAAGGUCGGCCCAAGGGUGCUGGAGAGUGCGGCCAAGUUCUGCGAGGUGCUGCGAGGUCGUGAGUUGCAGCGUCAGUUUCGCCAUGACCAGGACCGGAUGCAGCAGGUGCGUAAGCAAUCGGUCGACCAGCAGACGACCGCCCUCGGCAACCACUGGCUGAAGUCGCACGGCGAGCGGCUGCUCGAGGAUCGUCAGCGGUUCGACGACUACAAGCGCGAGCUGAAGCAGACGAUGGUGGCGAAUCAGCAAGCGGCACGGCAGCGGAAGCAGGACCUGAUCGCCGAGGAGCUGGCCAGCCUGGAGGUGAUCGAGAGCGAGAUGCGGGCCCAGCAGGAGCGCGAGCGGCAGGCACAGGAGGCGAGCAAGGAAAUGCGGCGGCUGAGUGCCCUCGAGGCGAUACGAAUGGCGGAGGAUAGACGCACCCGGCUGCGGCGCGAAACCGAGAUCGAGGACGCACUGAUCCAGAUCUACACCGAGGGUCAGCAGAACAUCGCCGGCUUCCGGCAGGGUGUGCACGUGACCAAACAUCGAUUCCGGGACAACUCACAGCAGCUGAAGGAAGCGCUUGAGAGGCAGCGUGCGGCAUUGGCUCAGGAGGAGCGCAACCUUCAGCGGGCGGCCGAGGAGAAGGACCGACGGGCGUCGCAACGAGAGCGCGAGCAGGGUGAACAGCAACGUCAGCUAAAGGCGGCCCGAAUCCAGGCUCACUUGGACGAGAUCGAAUGGCAGAGGCAGCGCGAGGCGGAGGAGGCCGUCCUGACGCGACGUGAGUACGAGGAGCGCCUCAAGAACGUCGAUGUGACGUUCGGGUUCGACCGGCGAAAGGUUGCGGACCAGACGGUGCGGGCACACACCCAACGUCGGCUGCUGUUGGACCAGAUCGGCGAGAAGGAAACCCGCGAGCGACGGGAGGCGGACACGACGGCCGAGCUGCGCUACGCCAAGGAUAAUGCGGAGCGCGAGAACAAACACUUCCUCCAGUACGCCCAGGACCUGAUCAGCGACGCCAAGGUGAAGGGACGUCCGAUUCUGCCGCUGCUGAAGACGGUGCAGAGCUACCGGAAGGAGCACUUCCACGACUUCAAGGACGCCGACGUCGUCCCGCAGCACCUACUGUCGCGCGUCCCCAUCAACAACAAGCUGAUGGAGCAGGGCGUGCUGGACGCCAUGCCGCCGCGUCAGCGGGCCCUCGUCAUACUGAAGCGAAGUCCGCUUCCGGUGCGGCUCGGUGGCGCGGAGCUGCUAUCGGCCAUCGGAGCGACGCACGUCGAAACGUCGAAGGAUAAAAAUAACGCCACCGAAGAUAACGGCGCCCCGCACGAGGCGGACGGGCAGGGGCCUGACGAGAAGCAAGACGCAAGAAGCUUGAUUAUGUAA
Anopheles coustani is the source of this 1752-nucleotide messenger RNA. RefSeq names its product trichohyalin-like. The record is from RefSeq and is a predicted model, not a curated record. The transcript is spliced from 2 exons. Lineage: Eukaryota; Metazoa; Arthropoda; Insecta; Diptera; Culicidae. The coding region runs from base 1 to 1752 and encodes 583 amino acids.